Messenger RNA from Symbiodinium sp. CCMP2456, 777 nucleotides. NCBI's taxonomy places the organism in Eukaryota, Dinophyceae, Suessiales, Symbiodiniaceae. The record is from the annotation of a GenBank genome assembly.
GAGGCAGGCUGUGAAGUGCAGAUGUCGGGCUCGCUACCCUUCGACUGCAAUGCGGCCCUCAACAACUUCUACAGGGCUUGGGCCCCGGCGAAGAAGCACUGGUGCUGCACCAAGCAGGGAAAGGGCUGCGAGGGCCACCACCCGCCUUCCGUCGAUGCCGGCUACGGCAUGGUCUGGAAGCGCGUCCAGGUGAACGGCUACUGGACCUGGACGGCAGUGCACGGCCACGGCCACGCCAGCCUUCCCUACGACUGCCACGCCGGCCUUUCCAACUGGCAUACCGGCUGGUCCCCGGGCAAGAAGGGCUGGUGCUGCGCCAACGGACACGCUGGAUGCGAAGGAUCAGCCCUCUCCGGAGGAGGUGCGGCAGGAGGAGGCAGCGUCGUCCUCCACCACGUUGUCCACCACGGUGGUGGCUUUUACAACCACGCGCAUCCCCCGUCCGCUGCGGGCAACGGCAUGAUGUGGAGCUGGAGCACCGCCGGAGGCGGAGGCGGACAUUGGGUGCAAGUCGGCACGCACGGGCACCUGCCCUUCGACUGCUUGGCACCUCGCCUCAGAACUGCCAAGUGCCGGUGCCGGAGCAAUGCUCGCGCCGUGCAGCGCACCGAGGCCGGCGUCACCAACUGGCACGCGGGCUGGUCCCAUCCCAAGCAGGCGCCUGGGGCUGUCGUGGCUGUCGUGGCUGCUAGUGGGCCUAACGGGCUUGACGAUCAAGCUGCGACCCUGGGGCCACAGGUCUGGUGCUGCAACCACUUCGGCAACUCCUGCGCCUGA